AUGCCCCGGCACCGGCUUUCUUCCGCGGUGCUGCUCCUCCUCCUCUGUGUGGUGGUAUGCUGCGGGAGUGCAGCUGCGAAGGCUCCGGAGAGGGGUCGAAGGAGAAGUUUAUUUGAACUCGACGAAUUGUGGCCGACGGAGACAGAGGCUGCGCCAACUGAGGGAAGGAAGAAGAGGAAGGUAAUCGAACUCUUUCAAAGGUGGCGUACGGAAAUACCCUACGUCGCGAACGGUACGGAGCAAAAGGUGUUGACGAAGGAUUUCAGCGCCCCCUGCGUUGUGGAUGUGAACGGGGUGCUGGUGGCUCUCGCUGAAGCCUCCUUUGUGCCUUCCUCUAAGCUGAAGCAGGUCAGUGUUGUGACCAGGUUCAUUGGGGCCAAGACGGAGGAAGAGAAGAAGCGAAUCUGGGAGCAAGACGGGAGGUACUGGGGGACACAGAUAGCGGUCAACCGCACUGAAGGUUCAUGGCCUGUACCGCUCAGCCCUACUGCGAUUGCCAAGGGCGAUAAGAUUUUCCUUCUAGUGCAAAACCCCAAUGAAGAAUUGGCGGAAGAUGAACUCUUGGGUGAAAUUGGCUCGGAUGACACUUCGGGCGAAUUGGAGCCGAAUGCUGACCUUGCAGAUGCAUUGGAGCCGGUUUCUGAGGGUGAAAAUGGAUCGGGACUGGAGGACCCUGCGGGUGGAUUGGGCUCGGAGGACACUGUGGGUGGGUUUGACUGGGGGUCGGAGGACCUUCUGGGUGGGUUUGGCUGGGAUCCGCUGUUGGUCGUUGGUGAAGUUAAAAGGAAAACGACGACAGGGAGUGGGGAAACAGUGGAAAUCACCUGGCAAGAGCCUGUGUCCUUGAAGGAGAAGCUUGGAAAGUCCCCGAGGCAGUUCCUGGGCGGCACAGGCGCCGCCAUUGUGACAAGUGACGACCAAGUUGUGUUUCCUGUAAAAGCGAUGACCGCCGACUGGGGCGUUGUCUCGCUGGUCAUCCACUCGAAGGACCCCUCAACGCAGGACUGGACGAUUCCAAAGGGGACCACGGCGGAGGGCUGCACAGAUCCCUGCCGUCGUGGAGUGGGAGGGGAAGCUCCUCCUGACCACCCCUUGCGUGGAUGGGGUGCGCAGGGUGUACGAGUCCAGCGACAUGGGGGAGACGUGGACGGAGUCGCUCGGGACGCUCUCACGGGUGUGGGGCAACACCCCAGCCCGCACGGGGGAAGGCGCGCAAGGCGGAUUCAUCACUGCGGAGAUUGGUGGGAAGAAGGUGAUGCUCUUUACGCACCCGAUGCGUUCCCCUGGAAGAGGGAGGUUUGGCCCCGAUCGUCUCCACCUCUGGGCGUCUGA
Trypanosoma conorhini is the source of this 1332-nucleotide messenger RNA. RefSeq names its product trans-sialidase. Gene Ontology annotation, molecular function: exo-alpha-sialidase activity. The record is from RefSeq and is a predicted model, not a curated record. The transcript has a single exon. NCBI's taxonomy places the organism in Eukaryota, Euglenozoa, Kinetoplastea, Trypanosomatida, Trypanosomatidae. The coding region runs from base 1 to 1332 and encodes 443 amino acids.